GAAAGAAAGAAAGAAAAAGAAAAAAAAAGAGCAAAACGACCCGCAGCCAUCUGUUCCUAUAGAAAACAGACUCUCCCCCUCCCCAUUUGAAAGCUUCAGAUCCCGACAACUAGAUCUGCUUUGCAGAAACCUGGAUGGAUGGUAGGAUGCUGCACCGCUUCGUUCCUAAGAAGAUCUUAAGAACUGCAAAGGUACCCAGAACCUGCUCCAUCUCUGUGCAAUAAAUUAAGGAAUCCCAGUUUUUUCCGCCCCCUCCCCUCAAAAAAAGAAAGAAAAAGGAAAAAAACCCGAAGAAGUUGGCAUCCCGCAAAAGGGGACGGGAGGGGGGCAAGAGAGAGAGAGAGAGAGAGAGAGAGAGCAAGCCAGACGGAGGCGAUUAAAGGGGAGAUGACCUCUCCCACCCAUGCCCAGACGUUUUAAAAAAACAUGCCAAAAUAAAAAAGAGAAAUGAGCCGGGGUCCUUCUUCUUAAAAGCAUCAAAGCGUUGCAAAAGAAAAGAAAAAAAAGAAAAGAAAAGAAAAUAGGCAAGAAAGAAAAAAGAAAGAAAGAGAAAGAAAGAAAGAAAGAAAGAAAAAGAAAGAAAGAAAGAAAAAGAAAAUCUCCUGGCAAAGAAAAAAAAAAGAGGGGGAAGAAAGGAGGAGGUUAAACCGAGCGCCAAUCAAGUAAAAUGCAACUUUCGGAGGUAGCAGCGCUUGUGGUUGCCCUUAUUGGGGUUUGUGUCUGGACGGAGGAUGGGAGCAAAGUUAUCUCGGAUCGCUACGCGGUGUACUGGAACAAAACCAAUCCUAGAUUCCACCAAGGGGAUUACACUGUGGAGGUCAGCAUCAACGAUUACCUGGACAUAUACUGCCCGCAUUACGAGAUCCCGUUUCCCAUGGAUCAGAUGGAGAGAUACAUUUUGUACAUGGUCAACUACGAGGGACACAGCUCCUGCGACCAUCGGCAGAACGGCUUCAAACGUUGGGAAUGUAACCGGCCGGAUUCUCCCAACGGGCCCCUCAAGUUCUCCGAGAAGUUCCAGCUUUUUACCCCUUUCUCCUUAGGAUUCGAAUUCAGACCAGGGCACGAGUAUUACUACAUUUCCGCCACGCCGCCUAAUCUGGUUGACAAACCCUGCUUAAAGUUGAAGGUUUAUGUUCGGCCAACAAACGAUUCCCUCUACGAAUCGCCAGAGCCCAUUUUCACCAGCAACAAUUCCUGCUGCAGCUUCACCGUUCCCGAUGCCUUCUUCGUGGUGGUGCCGAUGUUUUGGACUAUCUUCGCUUCCUAGCCCCCCGGCGGAAUUGCAGACGAGAAAAAAAGGGGGGGUUUUCUUUUACAGCGGCAGCUGCAAAAACCAAGGGGGAGGGGAGGAGGAAACGUAUCGGAGAAAAGAAUGAAAGGAAGAAGAGGAAUAUUUGUUACCGGGAUGAGGGGGUGAGGGUGUUGCAAGGAUUUUGAUCUCCGGUCUCUGCCAACGUCAAGUGAAGAAGGGGCCCUGGAUUUCCGGUCUUUGCCUUCACGUCUUCUGAAAAAAACACCCUAAACUGAGCCAACCCACCCCCUAAGUCUGAUGCAGUACAGAGGAAGGGAAAAAAAGGCUCAAAAAAAGUUUUUGUUUUUUUUAAAAAAACUGUGACACGGGGAGCUGAGCUGGUUUUAUAUUUCAAAAACAAAACAAAACAAAAUCUUCCACAGACCUCUAUCAAGCCAGCUGGUGUAAAAAAACAACAACAACAACACCCCCAACCCCUUUAGAUUAAUCCCCUGUGGAGUUUUUCUUUUUAAAAUCUCUAGACCAAAUAUAGUCGGUUUUUUAUUUUCUUAUUUUUCUCAGCUUAACCUUUUCUGUUUUUUUGUGUGUGGGGGCGGGGUGGGUUUGUGUGUGUCUGCGUGUGUCUAUUCUAGACUUUUUCCACAACUGGAACUCAAAAAAGAGACAUCGCAAUGGGGGGAGAAAGGAAAUAUGAGGCAUUGGUGCCUCAUUUUUUUUUAUUAUUAUUUUUGAAAAGGGGUUUGAGGGAUACCCUUUACAUUCCCUUCGAUGUGGUUUUUUUUUCGGUUUUUUUCUUUUUGGCUUGAAUAUGAUGAUACAGUGGCGAGGGUGAAUGGACCCCUCGCGGUGACCAAAUUACAUUUUGUGAUGGUGGAAACCCCUUAACGAAGAGAGCCACCAACUGUAACGAGACCGUUUCUUCAAAAACAAAAAACAAAAAAAAACCUUCCUUGAGGACUAGAAUACUGUUUAUGCCAAAACCUGUUACUCCUUCGGAUGUCUUUGUUGUCAUAUUCCAUGGGUGUCGUAGGCUUACUUGCCACUUGGAAAAGAAAAGAAGAAAAGAAAAAAGAAAAAAAAAUAGAUUAAUAAAAAAAGCAUCUCACACUUCCGGGCAAUUUCCUUCCUCGAUUUCUCCAAGAAAGACAAUGGAAGUUGUGUAUCCUCGAGACGAAUCGAAACUCUGGAUUGUGUUCUGUGUGUG
Messenger RNA from Ahaetulla prasina, 2459 nucleotides. RefSeq names its product ephrin A2 (gene EFNA2). The transcript has 4 exons. Gene Ontology annotation, biological process: ephrin receptor signaling pathway; axon guidance; osteoclast differentiation. Gene Ontology annotation, molecular function: ephrin receptor binding. Lineage: Eukaryota; Metazoa; Chordata; Lepidosauria; Squamata; Colubridae. The coding region runs from base 668 to 1270 and encodes 200 amino acids. The record is from RefSeq and is a predicted model, not a curated record. Gene Ontology annotation, cellular component: plasma membrane.